AUGCCUGUCGAUUCCUUUGUGUUUGAUCAUAAGGCGUAUCGCCAAAAUAAAGGACGAGCAUCUUUGCAAGUGUUGUAUUUCCUCCCAAAUUCGACAUAUAUUGAUUUGUAUGUGGAUUUGGAGCUGACAGGUACUUCUAGGUCCCAUUUGGAAGUAGGGACAACUAGUGGUGGGCCGAAUGUGGAGAAUGUCGAUUACAUGGAAGAUGAUGAUGUGGGUGGACCGAAUGUGGAGGAUGGCGAUCACAUGGAAGAUAAUCACGCAGAAGAUGAUGAGGACUACACAUUGAUAAGUGAUCAAAGCGAUGAAAACCAAUCAAUCUCCGAAGGAAGUCGGGAGAGUGAUGAAGAGGUCGAAGACAAAUUCGCCACAAAGGACAGGCACAUAUAUCGUUCACAGGCGUGGAACAUAGAGCAAAAGAGAGAGUAUUAUGUGAAGGAAAGUGAUGGUUCAACGUGGGCAUGGGAGGGAAGGAGAAAAGCUAUCGGUCUUGUUUACGGCGACUGGGUUUUCAAUUUUGACAUACUUCCAAGGAUAUUUGAGCUAUUAUGGAGAAUUUUAACUAUGGAUAGGGAGAGACUCCGUAUUAUGGUUAUGAUUCUGAAUAUGGAGACUGUCCUACAUAUCAAGAAGAUCCGUACUCUUGGAACAAUUCGUCUUCUGAUCCUUACUAUGGUUGUGAUUAUCAAGGGUAUUCAUUUGAUGCUGGGAAAUUUGCUUAAAUUGAAUAAGAAUGAGAAGAUUUCUGAAGAUAAUUCAUUGGUCCAGUCUCCCCAACCACCAUCUCAAAGUGAGCUUGAAUGUGAAGAAUUAGAAGAGACCGAAGAGAUUAUAAGUCUAGAUAUUACAAGUUCUCCUGAUUCUUCUGGUAUAUACAUAGUAGUUAAGCUUGAUUCGCUCAUUCUGAGAGUUGGUGACAAGGAUGUAGAUCAAGUUGAUUUUGAUGAGAAUAACAUUCCUAUAGUUUCAAAAGAAGGGUUUGAAGUAGACACAUGUGGUGAAGUUUUCCCUAGUAUAAGAGAUUUUGAGGAUGAUGCGAAAAAUGGUUCAAUGAAAGACCAAGAAAAGGAUAAAUGGUACAAGAUUGAAUUUGAGAAACAGGAUGUUGCAUUGUUGGAGUAUAAAUUUAUAUUUUCUCAUGGAAAGGAGAACCACUACAAGAGAUUCAUUGUUGCUGCUGAACAUGGUUUAUUCUGGUAUCGAGAUGGGUACUCUGACUGA
Oldenlandia corymbosa var. corymbosa is the source of this 1221-nucleotide messenger RNA. The record is from the annotation of a GenBank genome assembly. NCBI's taxonomy places the organism in Eukaryota, Viridiplantae, Streptophyta, Magnoliopsida, Gentianales, Rubiaceae.